AGGCAGCUUUCAGUGUUUGCUGGUCGGCCACAGCGACGGGGAAUUUCCCCGGCAGCCCACGCAACAAAAACGUGUGUCAUUUCAACUCAAAAUAACAACAAGAAAAAAGGCGCGACAGUUGGACAAAUCAGGUGGCACACCCCCGUGUUCCCCGGGAAUGGUUUGGUCCACGACGGUCUCCAGAGCCACAGCAGAGACUCCCAGCCUCCCACACGCAGCUUCUUCUUCUUCUUCUUCUUCGUGGGCACGACACGCAGCACUCGGCGUGUCCGCGGCCCACUAACAUGCCUCAACGUCGCAGGAUGUCGGCCCACAGGGACUGCCGUCGAUGAGGACUGGAUAGAAGCCGGGCCUGCGUAGACCUUGGAGACCAUGGAAAGCCCCCGGGAGAUGCUCGGAUGAUCCGCUGGACUGAGACCCGGUCCAUACAGCCCGAGACCGUGAGCGCGUCCUGGAGGGUGCUGACCUGCCACCUGGGUCACGGAGCUCCUCACACCAGAGAUGCCCUCGCCUCCCAACGAUGGAGAAGGAGGAGAAGGAGGAGGCGUGAUGGUGGGCUGCUACCAGGCCAAGAGGAAGGUGCGCAGCAAGAAGAAGAAGAAAGGCGUCAUCGGCGCCAACGUGGCUGGCACCAAAUAUGAGAUUGUUCGCAUAGUCAUCAGCGAGAUGGACUUCCUGAAGACCAGAGAUGAAGACGAGACCGCCAAUCUCAUCUGGAACGACUCGGCCGUACAACACGAGAAAAUUGCUGAGCUGAGGAAUUAUCAGAGAAUCAACCAUUUCCCCGGGAUGGGAGAGAUCUGCCGCAAAGACUGCUUGGCGAGGAACAUGUGCAAGAUGAUCAAGUGCCAGCCUCAGGAGUACAGCUUCAUACCCAAAACCUGGAUAUUCCCCGCCGAGUACACGCAGUUCCAAAACUACGUCACGGAGCUGCGGCGCAAACGCAAGCAGAAGACCUUCAUUGUCAAGCCUGCCAACGGAGCCAUGGGUCACGGGAUCUCUCUGGUCCGCAACUGUGAGAAGCUCCCGGUCCAAGACCACUUCAUCGUGCAGGAGUACCUGGACAAGCCCUUCCUCAUGGAGGGCUACAAGUUUGACCUGCGCAUCUACGUCCUUCUCACUUCCUGCGACCCGCUGCGCAUCUUCCUCUACCACGAUGGUCUGGUGCGCAUGGGCACCGAGAAGUACCACGCCCCCAGCGAGGACAACCUGAGCCAGCUCUUCAUGCACCUGACCAACUACUCGGUGAACAAACACAACCACAACUUUGAGCGAGACCAGACGGUGGACAAAGGCAGCAAGAGGUCAGUCAGCUGGUUCACGGAGUUCCUGCGCUCCUGCGACUACGACGUGUCCAAGUUCUGGGGGGACAUCUCUGAUCUGGUGGUGAAGACGCUGAUCGUGGCGGAGCCUCACGUCCUCCACGCCUACCGCAUGUGCCGCCCCGGUCAGCCACCAGGGAGCGACAGUGUCUGCUUUGAGGUCCUGGGCUUCGACAUCAUCCUGGACCGCAAGCUCAAACCUUGGCUCCUCGAGAUCAAUCGAGCGCCGAGCUUUGGGACGGAUCAGAAGAUUGAUUUGGAUGUGAAGAGAGGAGUUCUGCUGGACGCUCUGAAACUGCUCAACAUCAGAGCCAGCGAUAAAAAACGCAACCUGGCCCAGCAGAAAGCCGAGGCCCAGAGGCGUCUCUACGGCCACGGAUCUGUCAAGAAGCUCUCGGCUGCGUCCUCGGACUGGGAGAGACAGCGGCACACCUUGGAGCGAAGGCGGGAGGAGCUGAGAGAGCGACUGGCUCAGGUCCGCAAGCAGAUCUGCAGAGAGGAGCACGAAAAACAACAUCUGGGAAACUACCGACGUAUUUACCCCCCAGACGACAAGCUGCUGUUGGAGAAGUAUGAAAGCCUGCUCUCUGCCGCCUUUCAGACCUUCCUCGCCGGCCGAGCUGCCUCACUUCAGAAGGAAAUGAAUAAUCCUCUGAAACAAAUGAAGGAGGAGGACAUCCUGGACCUGCUGGAGCAGUGUGAGCUGGACGAUGAGAAGCUGAUGAGUAAAUCCUCCAGGCAGCGCGGCACCAAAGUGGCCCUGAGCGCCAUGCCCGAGUGCAGCCAGACGCCACGUCAGCGCCCGGACUACCUGGGCCACUUCGGCAGCGGCGCUGAAAACUCCUACUCUUCCUCAGAGGAAGAGGACGACGAGAGGAGGAAGGCGGGAGGCGAGAAGAGGGAGAAGAAGGUCUCCUACGACCUCCGGGUCAAGGACAAAAACUUGGCCGAGCGCUCAGGCCGCAUGCAUUGGAAGCCAGCAGUCAAGCCCACCAAAACAAGCCCCGCCCCCUCCGUGUCCCCCACCCCCUCCGGACCAAUCAGACGCUCCAUCUCCUGUCCCCGCUCCAUCGCGUCCUUGUCGUCGCCCGGUGAAGUGCGAGCUCCGUCCACAAGACCCGCCUCUCACGUCGCCACGCUGGCACGCCCCAGCUCCGCCACGCUGCGCUCUCAUUCGCUGAGUCGCAGUGGCUCCGCCCACCGGGUGCCGCACAGCAACAGCUUGGGAACCAUCCAGUCCAGCAUGGGCGAGCCACUAAUCAGCCUGAGGAGUCCAGAGCAGGAGGCGGAGCUUGUGCGUCAAACACUGACUGCUCUCAUGGCCAUGAGGAUCCGAUUUCCCGGGAAAACGGAGGAGGAGGCGGAGUCAGUGCUGGAUGAGAUCCUGGAGCAGUGGAAACACCACAAGGCGAAGGUGGCGUCCUACUGGCUGGUCAAGCUGGACUCCACCAAGCAACGCAAGGUUCUGGACAUCGUGAGGACCAACGUGCGCUCGGCCCUGCAGCGCAUCUGGAAGGAGCCAGAUGUGGAGAGCCUCCACCUGUAUCGCCUCUUCAACCGUGUCUUCAGCAGGCUGCUGUGGAGUCACGGCCAGGGACUGUGGAGCUGCUUCUCCAGCUCUGGGUGGUCCUGGGAGAGCAUCUUCAGCAAGAGCAGCGAGGUGAUCUCGCCCGAGGAGCGGCACUGCUGCCGCAGGCUGGUGCAGCUGUGCCGCGACUGUUUGCUGGUGGUCUACAAGUUCGUCUCCGAGUCCCGCGGCUCUUUGACCGGCCUCAGCCCCGAAUGGGACGACACCAGCCUCCCAUUGGUUGCUGGACCAGCCUCUACCAUCGGCACCACCCCUGCUGCUGUCGCCGCUUCCUCCUCCUCCGCCUCUUCGCCCCCUGAAGCAGGUACUGGAACGCUGUUAGCAGGAGCUGCCUCACUGCUCUGUCUCGCUGGAAGGUGUCAUAGGAAGAUCUGCUGACUCCUCAGGUGUCUCGGGUUCUUCACGAAGCGGUCUGGGGUUCUUCAUGAAGUGGUCUGGGGUUCUUCACGAAGCGGUCUGGGGUUCUUCAUCCAGCUUUGGUCGCUCCUCGCUCGCGACCUCUCGGCCAAGAUGGACCUGAUGUGAGGUCACGCUGGCCUCAAUGACCUUUAACCUCCUGGUGACUUCCUGAGUGUGACACUGAGACCCAGGUCCAAGGUCCAAAGUCCGAGGUCCAAGGUCCAGGGCUUGGACUGAGAACCUUGCAACAUUUGGAUGCUGUUUUUUCCCACAUGCAGUGAACGCCUCACGCCCUUACAGAACAUUAUUAUCUCUUUUUCUUUUUGUCUGAGAGCCAUUUUAGGAGCGAUACUUCUCACCUGUGCGAUACUAAGUCAGGUGUCGAUAUCCACAUCGAUCCGAUAUCAGCAGAAAAACCGCAGAAUGUAUUGUUUGUUAUGCUUUAUUCUUAUGAAUAAUAAUACAACACAAGGUAAUAAGUGCUUAAAUAGAAAUUCAUUGUUAUUUUUCUUUAUCAAAUAAAAAAUAUUGCUGUGAUAAAACAAAAAUAACAGUUUAUUGGGAUGAUUACUAUCAUCCAAUAAUAAACAAAAAAGUGUCUACUGAUUAUGAUUAUUUGUAUUUUUAUCAAUAAUAACUAAUAUGAAUACAAUUAUUCAAUAAUAAUAAUUGAUUAUCACCAGGAAAUAACAAGAUUUCCCUAUAUUUGACCAUUAUUAAAUAUUUGAAAAGGUUCCCCUAAAUAAAUAAAAAUCAGGAUCAUUACUUUUUGUUCAAUAAUUAAAAACUUUUUUUUCCUGAUAAAACAAAAUAUAAUAUUCCUAUAAUUAUAUAGUGCUUGUGAUGUAUUUUAUUAUUUUUAUAUAAUUCCAUUGUUUAAAAAUAUUUGUAUUUUUAUCAAUGGCUAUUAUUUAUUUUUUUAUUAUAAUGUUGACUGUUAUUAGCAAUAUUAAUAAAAAAUGGGAUAAGUCUGACUUUAUUAGAAAAUAAAAAGUUUGUUGUGAUCAUUUAAUCAAAAGUAUGAUAGUCCUAUAAAUAUAGUAGCAUCAUGUUGUCUCCUAGGCAGUGUUAGAAAGUCUCCAGGAACAAACGUGUCCGCAUCAUUCAACUUACUGCAUCAUCUGCUAAGUUUGGUGAAUUUUCACCAAACUUCAACUUAAAGACAGCGUAAGUCCAUUCCAGACAGUUAGUCAUAAAUACUUUGACUCAUUUCACUCGACUUCUCUGACAUUCACACCACCAGAUGAUACAAGUCUCUAUGCUUCCUGCUGAUAUCGCAUCACAUCAGUAUCGACCAGGUGUAUCGCAGGUGACUUGUGAAACAGGACGUUAGGAAUGUUGACGUGUGCGGCAGGAAGAGACGGAGAAGAAGGCGGAGCUAAAGAUGGCGACUUGAGGGACUUGGGGCGAUACGGCGACUCCUUCCUCCUUCGCUCUUUCUCUGAUGGUUUACUUGAAUGUUGUAGAAGUGUCAGGAGGAAGUACACCUUCAGUACUUCACAAGUACUUGCAGUACUCUGAUGAAGUGUCAGGAGGGAGUACACCUUCAGUACUUCACAAGUACUUGCAGUACUCUGAUGAAGUAUCAGGAGGAAGUACACCUUCAGUACCUCACAAGUACUUGCAGUACUCAGAUGAAGUGUCAGGAGGAAGUACACCUUCAGUACCUCACAAGUACUUGCAGUACUCGGAUGAAGUGUCAGGAGGAAGUACACCUUCAGUACUUCACAAGUACUUGCAGUACUCAGAUGAAGUGUCAGGAGGAAGUACACCUUCAGUACCUCACAAGUACUUGCAGUACUCGGAUGAAGUGUCAGGAGGAAGUACACCUUCAGUACUUCACAAGUACUUGCAGUACUCGGAUGAAGUACUUGGACCUGCUGGAUGUGUCUCGCUCCUUUCUUGUGCCAAACUAAUAAAUGACCUUCUCUACAA
Molecule: messenger RNA, 5244 nt
Organism: Nerophis ophidion (straightnose pipefish)
Lineage: Eukaryota; Metazoa; Chordata; Actinopteri; Syngnathiformes; Syngnathidae
Gene: ttll7
Product: tubulin tyrosine ligase-like family, member 7
Exons: 23
Coding region: 502-3288 (928 amino acids)
Biological process (GO): microtubule cytoskeleton organization; protein polyglutamylation
Cellular component (GO): cilium
Molecular function (GO): tubulin binding; tubulin-glutamic acid ligase activity
Source: RefSeq, a predicted model, not a curated record